Molecule: messenger RNA, 776 nt
Organism: Vigna angularis (adzuki bean)
Lineage: Eukaryota; Viridiplantae; Streptophyta; Magnoliopsida; Fabales; Fabaceae
Product: miraculin
Exons: 1
Coding region: 42-641 (199 amino acids)
Molecular function (GO): endopeptidase inhibitor activity
Source: RefSeq, a predicted model, not a curated record
CUCACAGGAGUUACAAGAAGAAAAAAAUUAAACACAGAAAAAUGAAUAUGACAUUGGUAGCAUUGAUACUAGUGGUUGCCUUGAGCACAAAGGCACUACUUGGGGAAGCAGGUGCUGCACCAGACCAAAUUGUGGACACAUCAGGGAAGAAGGUGCGAGCUGGUGACUAUUACUACAUUGUUCCAGCAUCCUCUGAUGUAGGUGGCCUUAACCUCUCAACCACAGGUCAAGAUUGCCCUCUUGAUCUUGUAGUUGUUGAUGGUUACCAAGGCCUCCAAUUUAUGUUUCUACCUGUUAAUGAGAAGAAAGGUGUGAUUCGCGUUUCCACUGAUCUCAACAUUUUAUUCGCCACCUACACAGGUUGUCCAGAUUCCACAGUGUGGAAGCUUAAGGACUAUGAUUAUUCAACAUCACUGUGGUUUGUCUCAACUGGUGGCGCUUUGGGCAAUCCUGGCCCUCAAACCAUCCAAAGUUGGUUCAAGAUUGAGAAGUACGAGGAUGCUUACAAGAUGGUGUAUUGUCCAAGUGUGUGCAAUUAUUGCAAUUAUCCAUGCAGUGAUAUUGGAAUAUAUCAGGACCAAUAUGGCAAGCGUUUGGCUCUAACUUCUGACCCAUACAAAGUGCAGUUCCAGAAGGUUUAAUACUAAAUUUUGAUUUAUAUCAAAAUCUUAAUGAGUAAAGUGUAUGGCACAUCUUGCACUUUUCGUACAAGAUUAUUCUCAAGUUGAGUUCCAUGUACUGAACUAUACAUAAUGAAUAAACAAGAUGUCUUUUAU